This is a messenger RNA of Schistosoma haematobium, 1884 nucleotides long. RefSeq lists its product as uncharacterized. The record is from RefSeq and is a predicted model, not a curated record. NCBI's taxonomy places the organism in Eukaryota, Metazoa, Platyhelminthes, Trematoda, Strigeidida, Schistosomatidae. The coding region runs from base 1 to 1884 and encodes 627 amino acids. The transcript has 8 exons.
AUGUUCUGUAACGAAAUCGAUAUGUUAUGUCGAUCAUCAAACUCUAUUUGUUCAAAUGGGAAGGUGAUAAAUUAUAUCUAUUUAUCACCACAGUGUAUUUGUCAAGAUGGAUAUUUACCAGUUUAUCAAGAAUAUUUAGAUUAUUAUGAAUGUAUUCCAGUCUGUGAUAGAUGUUACUCAAUGGAGCAACAUCCUCGUCAAAAACAUUGCGUAUGUCCAGAAGUUGUCCAACGAAAUCAAAUUCGCAAGGUCUAUGAAAUCACAUUUGAUUUUAUGAUUAGAGAUAUACAAUAUUUCAUUUCAUUUACAUCAUAUUGGAAUGAAGACUAUAUUACUAUAGAUUCAACUGAUAUCAAAAUGAUUCAUGGAAAUUACACUACUAGGAAUCAGUCGAAAAGUUUAGAUAAACUUCACCAAAAUUUAAAAUUUACAAUUCUAAAUGAUUUAAACAAGAAAUAUCCACAAACUGUGAUUCAUACAAGAGAAUCUAUACAUUUGCAAGUAGAGUAUUAUUAUCAAAAUAAUUCGUACACAUACAUCAGUAUUGAACAGUGUUCCAUAAGUCAGACAUCACCGUAUGCAAAAUCAGAUGAAAUUAUAAUUGUACAUAAAAAUUGUCUAUUAUAUUCACCUGAAGUUAUUAACGAAAUAAAAUUCCAUUCAAAUCAUUUAUCAACAUAUGGAAACUUUGUCAUUCCAUUGAAUAAAUAUACUUCAGUCAGUAGUAUGAAGUUAUUAACAAAUAUAACAGAAGCCAAUUCAUUUCAAUUGAAUUCAAAUGUAAUGGGAUUUUAUUCAAACGCAAGUUUUACAGCCACAUCAGAACUACAUAUCAAUUGUAUAUUUCGUGUUUGCCAACACAUUAGAUGGUGUGUAUGGCCUUCAUAUUGUAAUGAUCAUAUGAGAUCGUUAGAUUAUGAUGUACAUCAAUCAGAUUUAUCGGAGAGUGAUAUGUUUCCAUCAAUAUUAAUGUUAACGAAAUCGUUGAAAAUUAAAAUUUCCAACUAUAAUUCAAUAUCUCCUUCACCAUAUUCUUCUCCUUAUUCUCCUGUAUUUAUACAGAAUAAAAGUAUAAAUUCGAUUUGUCAAUCUGAUAAUAUAUUUAUCAAAUUCUCUACAAAUUUUAUAAUUUUUAUCAUUUUUUUAAUAAGUGGAAUCAGUUUUAUAACAUUCUAUUAUCAAUGUAAUUCCUCAAUAUAUCAAACUCCCUACAGUCGAUGUUGUUGUCAAUCCUUCUAUCGAUCUAAUCAUGAAAAAUACAAUGGUACUCCAUUGAUUACUUAUAACUUAUGUAAUAAUCCCUUGAAUACUAAAGCUUUACAAUCUAUUAUUGAUGAAAAUGAUAACAAACAUUAUUCUAUGAAUAAUAUGCUUAAAGAUAAAUCUCAACAAAGUUAUCAUUGUUCACAAGUGAGAUGUAUUCAAUCCGAUUGUUCAAUUAAAACUCAUCAUGAUAGAUUUCAUAAUCAAGAGGAGAAUCUAUAUCAUCAUAAUACAUUAAAAGAGAUAAAUAUUCAAAAUUAUGAUGAUAAUGAUAAUGAUGUUGAUGAUGAUCAUACAAUUUGGGACAAAAUUAUCCCAGUUUGUUAUGAAAUGAAAUCCAACUCAAAUAUUAUUGAAAUCUAUAAAAAUCAAUUAUCCUCAUUAUGUCAUUCACAACAAAAAAAUAUUUUAGUUCCUUGUUGUUUACAGAAUCAAAAUUUAUAUUUUCAUCAAUCAUAUUGGGAUAAUAAUACUAUUGAUAAGCCAGAAACUACUUACAAAUCUAUAAGUAGUACUGAUUAUAUAUGUUAUAAUAAAAAUUUUGAUGAUUUAACAAAUAUUGUUACAGUUAAAAAUGAUUUAUCUAGUGAUAAUCAUGAUGAACAAAUAUUCAAUGUAUAA